AUGCCGGCCUGGGACGCUGUUCCGGAACAGACGCUUGUUUACGCCAUCGUUCUGUCUCUCACUGAUCUGUUUGUCUUUCUUUUAAAUUCCUUCUUUUACGCCAUCACCCACCAUCACUUUUCUCUCUCUUCCACUCUCGUUCUCUUUCUUUAUUGUUUUCUCUUUUCUAAUUUUAUAUUUCUAUUUUUCUCUUUCCUUUUAUUCGUCGUCUUUUAUACUUGUCGAUUUUCUUCUCUAUCCUUGUAUUAUUCUCAUCCUGCUCUUUUCUCUAUCACUCUUUCUGUCACUUUUUCUGCUUACUAUAUUCCGUUCUUUCUUUUCUUUUUCUAUUUCUUGUCUUUUCUACUAUAUAUUUAUUCUUCUUUACUUGCAUUUCUCUCAUUAUAUAUUUAUUCCUUUCUCUCAGUUCUUUAUUUUACUUUAAAUAGAUGUCUACUUUUUUUCACUCUUCUUUUUUGCAAUAUCUCUAUUCUCUUCUCUCUCUCUCUCUCUCUCUCUCUCUCUCUCUCUCUCUCUCUCUCCACUUAUAUAAUUUUAUUUCUUGGUUUUCUCUUUCUUUCUUUACAUUUUAAUUUUCCUUUUUCUCUUUGUUUCUAUAUUCAUCUUUUACUAUCUGUUUCCCUCUCACACUCACUAACAGAAUCACUCACUCCCUCACUCACUGAAUCACUACAUUUUACUCUCCGCAUUUCCUCUGCGUCCAUUAUUCUUCUCUAUUUGUCCCCUAUUUUCUAUUUCUUUAUUUUCUCUUUCUUCAUUGAUACUUCUACUCUCUAUUACUUUCUCUCACACACUCACGUACUCACUCUCACUCACUCACUCACUCACUCACUCACUCACUCAAUCACUCACUCACUCACUCACUCACUCACUCACUUUAGUUUUCUUUCCUCAUUUCUUCAUCUCUCCGUGCGUUUCACUUCUUUUUUUUUCCACUCUACUUUAUAUUUCUUGAUUUUCUUCUUUUCUUUUUUUUUUAUUUUUGCUUUUACAUUCAUCUUCCAAUUUUUCUUUUUUCAUUUCCUCUUUGUUAAUUUCUAUUCUCUAUUUUCCUCCCCGUCUCUGUGUUUCCCUCUUCUUCAUUCAUUCUCACGGAAUAUCUCUCCUUUACUUUCUCUACUCCAUUUAUGUUUCUCCUUCUAUUCUCUUAUUCCUCCCGAUGUGUUCAUAUACCUCUACAUCAAUCACUCACUUUCUCAUCCAUUAUUCAUUGUCACGCACGGGUCCACCAAUGUAGAAAUGUCAACGGCGAUUGUGGAGGACAGAACCGGGUCGAAAUGGAUUCAUAAGAAGAACAGCCGCAGUCGAGACUUAAGCUGGAUAGUUUUUCGGGCCGCACCCUAUUUAUAA
This is a messenger RNA of Acanthosepion pharaonis, 1350 nucleotides long. The record is from the annotation of a GenBank genome assembly. Lineage: Eukaryota; Metazoa; Mollusca; Cephalopoda; Sepiida; Sepiidae.